Molecule: messenger RNA, 1515 nt
Organism: Anopheles bellator
Lineage: Eukaryota; Metazoa; Arthropoda; Insecta; Diptera; Culicidae
Exons: 1
Coding region: 1-1515 (504 amino acids)
Source: RefSeq, a predicted model, not a curated record
AUGGGACUUGGAGGCAGUGUUAUUGUGAACAGUGAAAACAAUCAGUUAUCCGAUCCGGAAACGAAAGUCGAUAGUGCGGCCACGAUGACUAAUGGAUUGUUGUUUGAACCGCACCCGUGUUCGGAAGUGGUCGCAAGUGUUGCUGCCGUUUGCGAUGGAUCCGCCGAGUGCUGUACGGGUAGCAAUGUGAACUGGCACAGCGUUCAGUCGAGUCCUAGUGUGGUGCGCCAAUCUCGGCUGAAGCAUCGGCAGUCACUUGGGGGUUCUCGUUUGAACACCACGUUCGUGGAUGGAACGUUUCCGAACGCAACCACCGGCAUCUGCGACAUCCGACGGGUAGAGGAGAACUUGCGAAUGGAGAGCAUCAUCCUCAGCCAAAACAAGAACAUCCCGAUGGCUCGCGCCUCGACACCGAGCCAGGCUUACUGCUUCCACUGCGAUCACGAUCACCGCGAGCGGUGCUGUCUUUACGUUGGCGACAAACCGGAAGAUGGACCGAACUACUCACGCUGGAAGCGUGACCUGGAGAACCCGACCGUUCGGCCACAGUAUGUACCGAAGAUACCGGAGGCCUUGUCGGGCAACAGCACUCCCGACUGGUUCCCAGCCUACACCUUCAGCAAACCGGCCGAUAUUCGAAAGAAAAUGGCAGAGAGGCACCCGCCACCACCGCCGGUUUACAUGCGACAGUACUAUUACCCCAUCGUGGGUUACGGCCACGAGUAUCGUCUGAUGAAUCAGCCGAGUGUUGAGCCACCGACUCCGUACCAACUGUAUCUGCAGCAGCACCAGCAAGAGCAACCGCAACCCUACAGUGUGUAUCAGGCGCAGGCGCAUCACGUUUACACCGGAAAUCCAGCCAUGCGAAAUAUGGCGCGCCAUCAGUGCGACAGCAGAGGAACGAUGCAAGGGACUACUUCUUCGGCGGCUUACCAACCGCAGUACCAUCACAGCCCGAUGAGCGAGCGUGACUACAAUACACAACCGGCGGCACAAUACACAUACUACCAUCCUGCCGGAUAUUAUCCACCGGCCCAGCAACAUUACUUACCACCAGCUCCUCCUACAUACCUGCCUCACCAGCAACAGUACGUCCCCGUCGGGUACUCCGUGACAACGGUGCCCCAUCGAGAGCCACCGCCUCCGACAUCGGCCACGACGCCACUGUGGCUUUUGUUCUGCCAGAAACUCACCCGCAAGUUCCCGGACCGCAGCAAGAAAAACUCACCCACCAAGGCACCGCGGCCGUCGGGGAAGAACUUUAAUCCGGCCGGGCGCACGGGAGCAUAUUCAGGUGCUCCGGAAUAUCUGCAUCCACCGAAGUACAGCAACAUCGAUCAUCCGCAUCUGCAGUACCCGGGGGCUGUCAGUAUGAUGCAUCCGCAGCCUUACUGUCCUUCGCCGGUGGCCGUUGCCGCUGGACAACAAGCGUUCUUCUACGACUACGUACCGGUUCAUCAGCCGGUGACCGACAUUGGCAUGUGCUAUGUGCCACCGCCGGUAGUUAACAUGUAA